AUGGCGUCUCCCGUCAUCGGCCAGGGCCAGGACGGCCUCCCCCCCGUUGAUAUCAAGCCAUUGUUGACCAAGCUCUGGCCAGUCGACUCCGAAGUCAGUCCGGGUGAGAUUGCCGAGGCCAUCUCACACUUCUUCACCAACCAGGUCAGCGAGGCCCAGACAGCAUCGCUGCUCAUGGCCCUUCACUUCACCCGAAUGGACUUUCGCCCAGACGUCCUGGCCGAGUGCGCGCACGUCAUGAUGCACGCGGCUGCGCCCAUCCCCGUCAAGGAGCUUGGGCAAGUGCUUGAGCGCCGGGCCCGGAAGGAAGGCAACUACAGAGGCGGACUGUGCGAUAUCGUUGGCACAGGAGGAGACUCGCACAACACCUUCAACAUCAGCACCACCUCGUCCAUCCUUGCGUCCGCCCUUGUCAUGGUCUCCAAGCACGGCAACAAGGCCAGCACGUCCAAGUCGGGCAGCGCCGACAUGAUCAACUGCAUGAAGCCCCAGGCCCCGGUCUUGGGCGCAGUCAAGCCUGACACCCUGACCAAGGUGUAUGCGGCCACCAACUACAGCUUCCUGUUCGCGCCCGUCUUCCACACCGGUAUGCGAUACGUGGCCCCCGUCCGGAAGCAGCUCCCAUGGAGGACAAUCUUCAACAACCUGGGACCGCUGGCCAACCCCGUAGAAACCGUGCUCGAGGCACGAGUCGUCGGCGUCGGCCGGCGAGAUCUCGGCCCCGCCUUUGCCGAGGCGCUCCGAAGUACCGGCUGUCAAAAGGCCCUGAUUGUCUGCGGAGAAGAGGAGCUGGACGAGAUUAGCUGUGCGGGCCCAACACUCUGCUGGAUACUCAAAAGCCAGACUCCCGGGGGCCAGGUGGAGGUUGAGCACUUCAGGCUCGAACCCAAGGACUUUGGCGUUGCAUCUCAUGCGCUCAGCGAAGUGUCGUCGGGCAAGGAACCGGCCGAGAAUGCCGAGAUCCUGAGCCGAAUCUUGUGCGGCCAGCUUGCCGAGGACGACCCUCUCAUGGACUUUGUGCUGAUCAACACGGCGGCGCUUUUGGUCGUGUCCGGCAUUUGCGAAGCCGACAGCAGCAACAUGGGCCACGGGGACGACGGGAAAGUCGUCACGGAGCGCGGCCCUGCCGGCCAGCGGUGGAAGGAGGGGGUGAGGAGGGCCAGGUGGGCCAUCAAGAGCGGCCAGGCCUGGAAACAGUGGCAGGCGUUUGUGAAGGUGACCAACGAGAUUGGAGCCUAG
Hirsutella rhossiliensis is the source of this 1239-nucleotide messenger RNA. RefSeq names its product glycosyl transferase family, a/b domain-containing protein. NCBI's taxonomy places the organism in Eukaryota, Fungi, Ascomycota, Sordariomycetes, Hypocreales, Ophiocordycipitaceae. The record is from RefSeq and is a predicted model, not a curated record. Gene Ontology annotation, cellular component: cytosol. Gene Ontology annotation, molecular function: anthranilate phosphoribosyltransferase activity. The transcript is spliced from 2 exons. The coding region runs from base 1 to 1239 and encodes 412 amino acids. Gene Ontology annotation, biological process: L-tryptophan biosynthetic process.